ACCAAUCUCCAGACGGCAGCCUGCUAGCCUGCUAGCUGUCAGCGUUAGCCUGUUAGUUGUCAGCGUUAGCCUGUAUAUCUGUCUGAAUAGAACCAGUUUAUGAGUUGAGUUUUUGGAUAAAAUGCCGAGAGUUGCGCGCGACGCGGAGCUGCGGACUCUGACGGAGUGUGAGUACAGGUGUCCAGCUGAGACUCUGUCAGACCUGCAGACGGUCCGGUCCCUGUUCUCUGAUCUGCGUCUCUAUGUGGACUACUACUGUUAUCCGAACAAAGAGAAGAAGAAGCUGCUUUACCUGGCCGGCACACUUCCUGUUUCCUACGACGGAAGUGACUAUAAUAUCCCAGUGUGCAUCUGGCUGCAUGAGACCCACCCGGCGUCGCGUCCCCGCUGCUUUGUCUGUCCCUCCGUCUCCAUGGUGAUCAACCCGUCCUGCUGCUGCGUGGACGCCGACGGCAACAUCAGCCUGGACGCUCUCCGCACCUGGACACAGGGCGUCUCCAACCUGUUGCUGCUGGUGUCAGAGAUGAGGCUGGUCUUCCAGAAGGACCCGCCCCUGUACGCCAUUUCACCAGCCAACGCCACACACCCUGCACCGGCCAAUGCCACACUACAUGCCGGUGUGCCGGUGUCUGGACAGAAAGCCAGCCAAUGGGAGCAGAUCAGCGAGACGAGGCGGUCGUACACCGAGGAGCUGCUGGGGAUCGACUUCAGUUCUUCAUCUUCAUCUUCCUCCAACAACCCCUUCCUCUCCUCCUCCUCAGUUGUAGAAACUUCAGAUCCUCUCAGCAGCAGGAUGGGAGCUCUGACGCUGAGAGCAGGCUCACCUGUACGCACGGUCCAAUCAGGAGCAGCCUCAGACAGACAGAUGACCGUCCAAUCAGGAGCAGCCUCAGACAGACAGAUGACCGUCCAAUCAGGAGCAGCCUCAGACAGACAGAUGACCGUCCAAUCAGGAGCAGCCUCAGACAGACAGAUGACCGUCCAAUCAGGAGCAGCCUCAGACAGACAGAUGACAGCAGCUAGAGCGGACCUCAUGAAGAUGGCAGCAGGUCUUCCUCCCGACAAGGCGGCCAUCUUCCUGUCUCUGGUCACCCUGGAGGGGCGGGACUUCAGCCCUGAUGAUGUCAUGGAGGCCGUCAGACUCAACAGAGAUUACCCAUCAGCCCUCAGGUUCCUGUCUCACUGCUGCCCACUCUGCCAGGACCAGGUGUCCUUCAGCAAGAUCAUCACCAUGACUCACUGCUCCUGCUUCCUGUGUCAGACGUGUUUUAAGACAUUCUUCUCGGCAGCCAUUAAAGAGCGCAGCAUCGAUCAGCUGGUCUGUCCUCAGUGUGGCCGGCCGGAGGUCAAAGGUCACGCAGGGAUGGAGUACUUCAACCUGCUGGACACUCAGAUCCGCCACUUCCUGUCUCCUGAGAUCCAUGAACUGUUCCAGAGGAAACUCCGAGACCGAGCGCUGCAGGAGAUGCCAAACUUCCGCUGGUGUGCUCACUGUUCGUUCGGCAUGCUUCAUGAAGCGGACCGGUUGAGAAUGGACUGUCCCAGCUGCAACAAGAGUACCUGCUGUCAGUGUAGAUCAGCUUGGUCUCCUGAACAUCAGGGAGUUUCCUGUCAGCAGUUCAGAGUCUGGCAGCAGCAGAACCACCCGGACCUCCAGAACUCGGCCCUGCUCAGCUACAGCAGCAUCGAGUGUCCCCAGUGUCAGAGUGUCUUCAGCCUGUCCCGAGGAGGCUGUCUCCACUUCACCUGCAGCCAGUGUCAGCAUCAGUUCUGUGGCGGCUGCAGCCAGCCCUUUCUACCCGGAUCUUCACGAGGGUCCACCAAGUCUAUAUCCAAGUUUUCGUGCAGAUUGGACUCCACGGCCCAGGAGGAGUUAGACAAAUUGGGACUCACGCUCUAG
Messenger RNA from Perca flavescens (yellow perch), 1900 nucleotides. RefSeq lists its product as uncharacterized. The transcript is spliced from 15 exons. The record is from RefSeq and is a predicted model, not a curated record. Gene Ontology annotation, molecular function: linear polyubiquitin binding; K63-linked polyubiquitin modification-dependent protein binding; K48-linked polyubiquitin modification-dependent protein binding. NCBI's taxonomy places the organism in Eukaryota, Metazoa, Chordata, Actinopteri, Perciformes, Percidae. Gene Ontology annotation, cellular component: LUBAC complex. Gene Ontology annotation, biological process: protein transport; protein linear polyubiquitination. The coding region runs from base 122 to 1900 and encodes 592 amino acids.